Messenger RNA from Clonostachys solani, 618 nucleotides. The record is from the annotation of a GenBank genome assembly. Lineage: Eukaryota; Fungi; Ascomycota; Sordariomycetes; Hypocreales; Bionectriaceae.
AUGCUUCUUGCAAGUAUCUCGGAUCCCGGUCUGGGUGUUGAAAGGGUGGACUUCAAUCUGGUUGAUGACGGGCCUUACUCCGGAGUCGGACUCCUCGACUGCUUUCAUGAGCUCCUCAAUCUGGCCACGAAUUCUCCUCGCCAAGCGCGCCUUUUUGCCGCCGUAGGGACUGUGCAGCAGGAACAGGUCGAUGUAGCCCAGGCCGCACGCCUCGACCGACUGGGCGAUGGAGCGCUUGACGGCAUCGUACGAGGUCUCGUUGUCGGCGAGCUUGGAGGUGUAGAAGAUGUCCUCGCGGCUCAGACCCUGGGAGUUCUGCGGCCCAAACAGGAAGUUCUUGAUGGCCAGGCCGGCCUCGCGCUCGUUGUAGUACAUCUGCGCGCAGUCGAAGCCGCGGUAGCCCAGGGAGAGGGCGGCUCGUACCGAGUCUCGGGCUUCCCUGCCGCCCAUCUUGUAGAGGCCCAGCUGGAUCCGGGGCACGGCGACGGUGGUAUCGGGAAGGGCGGUUUUGGAUUUGACGGAAACAACGGUGAGCCGGUCGGCAAGACGGGGAAGUGCAGGCAACGCCAUGGCGAGCGUGGCGAUGUUGAGAGAUGGUGUGGUGCUGAAGCAGAGUGA